Molecule: messenger RNA, 1149 nt
Organism: Cyclocybe aegerita
Lineage: Eukaryota; Fungi; Basidiomycota; Agaricomycetes; Agaricales; Hemipholiotaceae
Source: the annotation of a GenBank genome assembly
UGUCUACAGGACUUUAUGAGGAGCUCGGAAUCUCCAAGGAUGCUUCACCCGAAGAAGGCCGCAAAGCCUACAAGAAGAAGGCGCUCUUGACGCAUCCUGAUCGUCUUCCGCCAGGCGCGACUGCUGCCGAGAAGUCCGAAGCAGAGGAAAAAUUCAGACGGGUCAACAAUGCAUAUGAAGUUCUUACCGACCCAAAGAAGCGUAGCGAAUACGACAUUCAUGGCGUCUGGCCACCUCCGGAGCAAACUGUUCCGCCGAUGUCCCAUACGGCCAACGGAAGCCACUUCAGGUCCUACGGUCAAGAUCGACGUCCUUCACGCAGCCAGACAUUCCCAGACCCGUUCUUCUCGCAUCACCAUGACCCCUUCCAUGCCUUCCAAUUCUCGGAUCCAUUUGUUCUGUUUAACUCGAUCUUCGAGGGCACUCCCUUCUCAUCUCAUCGCAGGUAUCACUCUUAUAGCCGCUCCACGGACCCAUUCGAGCAUCUUUAUCAGCUUCAGAACGAAAUCGAGGAUUUCAUAAAUGCUCUUGACCGAGACCCGUUUGUUGGCAUGGGAAGCGGCUUUGGGCGAUCUGGCUUCAUGUUACCGCUGUCCGUGUUCCCGAUGUUCCCCGCGAUCGAAUCCUCUCACUUCAGCGACCGCGGCCAUUUCACUUCUGAAAGCUACAUGACCUCUACUGUGAACGGCGUCACUCAGACCAUCCACAAACGCAUCGAUUCGGAGGGUAACGAGCAUAUUACGCGAACCAUACCCGAUGGUCGCCAAAUCCGCACUAUCAACGGCGUAGAGCAACAGCAGCAGCCUCGUGGUCAUGUUUCGUACAUGGACACCUCCAAGACCAGGCGCUCGCCAGACUCCUCGGCGAAUCGCUACCUUACUGCACCACCUCCGCGCUCCCAGACCAUGCAAGUGGCAAGCACUUCGAGGAUGGACUACGGAAACCCUCCUCCGCCACCGUAUCUUGGUCCUCCUCCCAUGAUCCCUAACUACCGUGCUCCAACAGGACAAGCUGAUAGCCACCGUCGUUCUAGGAGGGCAUCAGAGAAAUGCAACUACUCGCCCAAUCCCAGCCCUGAUCACAACAUGCACGAUCGUGGUGUGCAGGAUGAAAGACACCACAAGAAGUGGUGGUCAAGGGGACAUUAGA